Molecule: messenger RNA, 6355 nt
Organism: Scaptodrosophila lebanonensis
Lineage: Eukaryota; Metazoa; Arthropoda; Insecta; Diptera; Drosophilidae
Gene: chif
Product: protein chiffon
Exons: 2
Coding region: 78-5915 (1945 amino acids)
Biological process (GO): regulation of cell cycle phase transition; positive regulation of nuclear cell cycle DNA replication
Cellular component (GO): nucleus; Dbf4-dependent protein kinase complex
Molecular function (GO): zinc ion binding; protein serine/threonine kinase activator activity; nucleic acid binding
Source: RefSeq, a predicted model, not a curated record
AAACGCAUGCAUGCACACAAAGUAAAAAUUGUGCCUACCUGUGUUUGUGUGCCUUACAAAAGCGAUGCUUUAGAAAGAUGUUUGGCUUAUUUGCGCCUAAAGGUAUGCAACCACAGUCGGAUAAGCAAACCGCUAGCAAACUCGCAACAACAACAACAGCAGCUACAGGCACAACAAACAGCAGCAAGCAGCAAACUGGCCAAAUUGCAUCAGCAACAACAACAACCAGCAGCACAGCAGUUGCCCUUACACAACGCCCAAAAGUAAAGGUUAUCAAAAGCAAACGUCCACUCUGCCAUUUUAAAUUCUAUUUGGAUAUUUGCGAUCAUCAGCUAACGAAGCGCAUUGAAAGCGAAAUCAAAGCGCUCGGUGGUGCACUCGAAUUCUUUCUGAACGAAAAUAUAACACACUUCAUCACCGAUAAGACAACAGUGCCAAGCAGCACCACUACCAAUUGCAACAACAAUAGCAUUAGUCGACCGGCCACACCGCAAACACCACCAGUCACACCAAACACACCGCAAACACCCAACGAGGAUGCACCACGCAAUCAGAUUGGAAGCGCCGUCACGCGUAAAACUCGACAAACGCGUGCCGAUGCAAUUCUAAGCCGAGUCCGUCGCCAGCAAAGCAGCAACGCAGCGCCGUCAACACCGACGUCGACGCAGCAAUCUCAAACACCAAGGACGCCCAGUGUAGGAGCUCCAACCUAUACAGUUUGGCAAACGGAUUACGCUCAACGUUUUUUUAAACGCAUACAAACUGAGCUGCGGGAUUAUCUGGAGGGUGAGAAAGCCGACACUCAUCUGACAACCAACAAAAAGAACAGUAACAACAGUGCUGGCAACAACAACAAUAACGCACAUCUCAUACAAUUGAAGGGGAGCUUCAUUAAGAUAGAGUCGAUUAAACGCAAUUAUCGACCUUAUUAUCAUUUAAUCAAGAAGCCUGACGAGUGGCCAAAAAUUGAUCUGAAAAGUGAGGACGGUGCGUUUCGUUUACAAGCCAAACCGAAAUUAGCAUCAGGUCAGCUGCCGCAGAGAAUGACACGCAAGUCUGUGGGCUCGCGAACAUCGCAACGUCAACAACAGCAACAGCGGGACGGAGAAAAACCGGAACAGCAACCAGCCCAACACGCCAAAGUGCAGGCAUUGAAAAAGAACUCCAUUAGUACUACACCCGGUAGUCCUAGAAGUCGUCUGCCACAAUCGCAUUGCCGAGAGCUGAAGGAGAGCAGCGAUAAACAGUGUGGAGUGUGUGAGAUCUGUAAAAUCGAAUACGAUACGCUAACCGUGCACCUACAGACCAAGGAUCACGAAAGUUUUGCAAAUAACGCAGAAAAUUUUAUAGCGCUCGAUACGCUAAUACAAACAUCGGCAGAUCUAAAUAAGUUCUUGACCGAGGAGGUGCAAGCAAAUAGAGGGAUAGAACAAGAAGACGACGAAACAGAACAAAUAAGAGGAGGUGAAGAAGAGGAAGACGAAGAGCACGGAAACGUUUUGUGCAACGAAAUGGAAGUGGAUGAGCUGUUAUGCGACAGCGCCAUUACAAACACAACUAACAAUCACACACCAACGCUUGACCCCUUACGACACAGUCCAAGUGGCGAUGUGUCCCGAGGCGGACGUCCCUCACCUGCCUUGCGUGAGAAAUCUAAACGCACUACAAAAGGCAAACACUCAUCCGAGAAGUUCCAUGCAACAACACCAACGCCAGCAACGCCCUCCCCCAAACAUUCACCUACAAAGUCACACGGCAGUGGGAGUGGUGGUACAAAGAAGGCGACACCAGGCAGUUUAUUGGAGUUGCAACGAUUAGAACAGGCAGCCAGCAACUCUGCUGUGGCUGCAACUACACCGGCGACAACCGCAACGAGACGAAAGACACAAAACUCGGCAGUAUCACCACCCAUACGCGCUAUGUUGCCACCGUCCUCGCUCUACAAGGUUGUGGAGACUACCGAUGUGUGUGCGACACCUCCGCGAGGUCGGCGCGGUGCUGCGGCCGCUAACAGCACAAAUGUGGACUCACCCUCUCUAAUUGUCAAGUUCCAAAAGGUACGGCAAUCAGAACUCGCGCGGCUUAACGGAGAAGCAGAAAAUUUCAUGUUUCCCAAGGCGGCGCGCAGUAGCAGCGAACUGCCUACGGAUGUGGACCGACAGACGACAUCAGAUAGGGCGCGAAAUAGCAUAUCUUCGGCUAGUUUGGACAGCACCAGCGAAGCGGACCCCGUGACCAUGCCAGAGCCUGUAACAGCCAAAGGAAGACGCGCCAUAGCGGUUCCCAAGCGCCGAAAGGGAGUUAUGCCCACGACGACGCUGUUGCAACGACAGCUCUCCACAGGGAGCACAAGCAGCAGCAGCACGGGGGCCCAGCAGCAGCAACAGCAGCGCUUUCCAAGCGCCCCCAUCCAGCCAGAGACGCAACAGCAAGUGUUAGAUCAACAACGUCCAGCCAGCAAACAGACUGAGAAACCAACAACGCCAGCUGCAGUGCCAGAGGCAACGCGUAAAAGCAGUCGCACAGCCACGGCAAUUGUUACAGCAGCAACUGCCAGUAGUCAGUUGUUGCGAGCCGCCGUAGAGGCGGCAAAGCACGGCAAACGGCGAUACCGAAGGCGCAAGCCCUUGGAGACGGUCACAUCAGAAAAAAGAACGGCUGGAGGCAGACAAGUUGCCAAACUGGAGGAUUGGAUGGGGGAGCAGCGACAAGACAAAGGAAAAGAUCGAAGCGAGGAUGAAGUGGAACCCGAGCAAAACCACGAAGAUGACAAUGAUGACGAUGAUGAUGAUGAGGAGGAGGAAGAAGACGAGGAGGAUGAUGAUGGAAGCGAUGAGGACUUUGUGAUUAGCCGGCAGUCCAAAUCGCAAACAGCGCCAACUGCAAUUCAACGUGUCGAUACACGUGAAGAGCGCGCAGCGCGUCGCCUAUCAAGACUGACCAUAAAUCGUAGUGCAGGUGAAUUGGAGCCGCUAGCGCUUCCAUUGGACUCACACUCGCCAGAAGCUAAAUCGACACCAAAUCGGCGAGGCGGUCGUGUGAAAAGUCAAAAGCCCACAACUCCUAAGAGCAAGCAACAGCAGCAGACGCAGCAGCCACAACAGACUUCGCCACAGAGCUUUGACUUCACCAAAAGCGAGCGUUUGCAGAAAAUCCGAUAUGCAUUUGAACAGAUGCCCAGCUCGGAGCUGUGGCAUCGUGUCUUCAUGCGUCAGGAUGCGGCCGAGGAAAACUAUUACACAUAUUUUGGGUCGACAGAAUAUUGCAAACUGCCUUACGAAAUGGGACCCAUUCCGUUCGAGCGUACGCUGCCUAAGCUCCCGCACAGAUGUGCGUUAUGUCCGCGCGUAGAGGAGAAGGAGCCUGUUAAGCCGGAGGAGCCAAAGCAAGAGGAACAAGUUAUAAGCAACCCUACCGCCACAAUCUCGAAGGCCACAGAAACUGAAACGGGCGUGUAUAAGCACAAGAAGCUGCAUCUGUUGCAGCGUUACCAACUAGAGCAGCAACAACAGCAGGAGCAGCUCGGUGAGCCAAGCGAAAUGAAUGCCAAUGCCGCGCUCACACUCAACACCACUGCCAUACCCAAAUGUGAUAGCAAGGCGAGCACUCCGGAGCUGCUGGAGCGCGACUUUGUACCGCUAAGUGAGCGUACCCAUGUCAUAGGUCGCCUGCGUGCCGACUCUACGCAAAGCAGCACUAGCAGUAGCUGCAGCACCACUGCAUCGGGAAACAAACCGGCAUAUCGUAACAAACAGCUGCAGCGCAUAGCAGAACUACCGCCUCGGAAGUCGCCUAGAGAACAUGCGUCAACGCUGGCUUUAGUUAGCUGUAUCAUCCGACAGCGACAGGAUUCGCAGAGUAAGACCAACUCAGAGGUGGACGAGCCAAUUAUAGAGCAGCAGCAACCUGAAACAACGGACUUGAAGAAGCUAAGAACGCCUAUAAAACAGGAGACGUCUGCUGUUGUAUCCUGCCCCUCCCCACGCACCACACGCUCACAGGCUGCUACGCCCGUGGAAGAGCUGCGCUUUGCCACCGAGAUCUCUGAGACUGUGAAACGCAUGCGACGCGGCCAAAAUAAAUAUGAUCACUCCCCGCCAGUUCCACCUCCACGUCCAGCGACUGCUUCACGUUCCCCUCGAGGUCGACGUCCUGCCAAUACACCAGUGGUGGCAUCGACCACUCAACCACUUGUAAGUUGCAGCGGGCACAGUUACUCGAGGCGCCUACAGUUUGCAACACGACGUGAAUUGCCAGCCAGCGUGCUGCUCGGCAAAAGGACGAAGCGACGUAAUCAGCCGAAUACGCGAAUACAGCAGGGCACAGUAAACAACAACGCCAACAAUGGUGGUUAUGCGCCUGGCGUGCGUAAACUCCCCACCAAGAAGGGUGUGCUCGAAUUCGAGAUAGACGCGAUUGCGCUCAGGAAGUUAGAUGCGAAUCUGAAGCCCCAUCUGAGCGCAAGACUAGCUGCCUGGCAGCUGGACAAAUACUUGGAGUUGGCUGGCAAGGAAUACGAUUUGGAUUCGGAGCUCAUUGAACUGAACUCAACCAUACCAACGGCAACAGCAAACUGUGAGCUGCGAGCGGACACACAAACUCCACCUCCAACAGAUUGUUUCACUAGCGAUUUCGAUCUAUGCGACCUGUUGAUGGGUGCUGGUAGCGGGGAAGAGGAUGAGCCCACUGUCUCAGGCUUUCGACGUUCUAGCCAAGGCCUCUAUAGCAGCGCCGCCAUGCAAAGUUAUUACCGUAAGCGCAAGAGUCUGAAAUCGAAUCGAACAGGUUGGCCCUCGCAAAAGAAACGGCGCUCAGCGACGAACGGGCGUCAAAUGCCGGAUCAACGCAUCAGUUUCCAAAAGAUUGGAAUAUGUGUACAGGAGGAUCUAACGAAACAACAACUGCACAGGAUAAAGCAAGAGGCGUUGGAAACAGAGGAGGAACAAACGACGACCACAACAACGGCGGAUAAGGUACACAGUCAAACGACGCGUGAUGACAACGACGAGGAUGAUGAUGAAGAUGGUAGUUCGGGCGGCGGUGGAAAUACGAAGGAUGCGCGGGGGGAUGGCGUCAUGACUCCACCAGCUACAGAUGUGGAUGAACAAGGCGCCGACACUGCAGAUAAGAACGACGAUGCUGAGGAUGAGGAAGACGAAGAGGAGAAUGUAGCUGACAGCAUAAUGGAAGAUGAUGAAUCCGUUGAGGAGUUACAAGACGAUGAGGCUGAGAUCGAAGCAACCGAUGCCGAUGUGGAGGAGGCGGGCGAGGAUGACGACGACGACGAUGAUGAUGAUGAUGUAUACGAAGACGCCUUCGAGCAUCAACAGCACAAGCAAAAUGGUGAUAGAGGCAACCACAAAGAAGAUGCUUUCAAGGAUUGCUCCGAUGAGCCACCCGCCAAGCGCAGUCGUUUACAACAAGCCACACCCAUUGACGCUUCUAUGGCCAACGUUGAUGAAGACAGCCCCGGCAAAAAGGUGCUAAUUGCCCUGCAUAAUACCAAUGGACAUUUGCUCAGUACCUCCACUCCCAGCACGCAAUUGGCGCGCCAACACCAGCGACGCACUCCACAGCUAAAUGGAAGUCUCGGUAGUUGCAUUAGUCCGAGCGAAAAGUUGGGCGAUAAUUCGGACAUAUUUACCGUCUCAUCCGAUGGCCUCGACACUGAUCUGGAUCUGAGCAAUACGCAGGCUGGUGAUGAGCACCAGUGUCCCCAUCAGACGCCCAAACGUAAAUUCGACAUCUCUAAAUAUGCACCGCCAAAUAAUGGCAAAGCGGCCAGCAGUUGUGCGGCUGAAGCCGCGACCGCAGCUGCCAAAUCUCUAGCCAUAUCGCAGUUUUUGAAGAAGGAAGUUCGCGUCACGUGUCGACGUUUGAGGGCGCCCUUUAGACGCUUUCGAUAUCGUCGCUAAAUAAUAGCCUGAAGUUUCAUUCGUUUUUUUAACUUUAAAGCAUUGUGAAGCCAAUAAGAAUGUUCAUAAGUUCCCAGGACAUCUCAUCUUUGUAAAUUUGUGCAUCAACACACACACACGAUUAUCAUACAACUAGCCUAAUUGAAAAACUAAAAACCAACAUAACGCAAAGAUCGUGAGCAAAUAAAUACGUACAUAAGUUUAGAUUAAAUACUAGCUUAGCGCAAAUUCAGUUUUAAAUGGCCAUUGCUCUUUUGCCACCCAGAAAAUAAAUGAACUACAUACUUAUUAGUUUGCAUACCAACACUUAUUCCAAUUUCACCGCAUUGCCCAACACUACUCAAAUCAUUUUAACCAUAUAUGUAUGUAUGUAGGCAAGUAUAAUUAGUAAUGUAAUUAAUUUUCUUUGCAAUUUUUUAUGUACAACUAGUUAAAUGUAA